CGAGGGUUGCCAACUUUUCAAGCGGCCACCGUAACUGCGCCUCUAACAGCGCCUUGCUGUACAGAUACAAGGAAGGGAUACUGCUGGGGAAAUAAAGCUACAGUUGUUCCUGCACUCCAUUUGGUAUUUGACUGCCACAAAACAGCUGCUUUUAGUUGCUCUCUUCUGCUGUUGGUUAAUAGAACAGACAUGAUAAAUACAAAGUAGGGAUACAACUCUGGUGAACAGGGACUUGUGCAAUAUGUUCUGUACUAAACUGAAAGACCUGAAGAUCACCGGCGAGUGUCCUUUCUCCCUACUGAGCCAAAGUGGCAUUUCAGAUGAAAAUGAGGAGGAAUGUGCUGAAGCACCAAAUAGUUCUAAGGCUCCUUUGCCAAUUUGCAAGGAGAAGGAAACUCAUGGGAACCUUCCACAAAGGAAAACCAGCAGGAGCAGGGUGUACCUGCACACUUUAGCUGAGAGCAUCUGCAAACUCAUCUCUCCAGAGUUUGAAAGGUUAUAUCUUGCAUUUCAAAGAACACUAGCAAAUAAUAAAAUAAAAGAAAUCAGGAAUUUUGGGGAUAAAGAAGACUUUGAAAAGCUAAUCAUUGAUCAUGCAAAUGUGGCAGGGGUCCCAGUAAACAUUAUAAAGGAAUCGCUUGGUGAAGAACUUUUCAAGAUAUGUUACGAAGAAGAUGAACACAUCCUAGGAGUUGUCGGAGGGACUCUCAAAGACUUUUUGAAUAGUUUCAGUACUCUUCUGAAGCAGAGUGUCCACUGCCACGAAGCAGAAAAAAGGGGUAGACUUGAAGAGGUCUCCAUACUAUGCUUGGAAAAAGACCCAGACUACUUAAAUGUGUACUAUUUCUUUCCCAAGAAAACAACUAGCCUCAUCUUGCCUGGCAUUAUAAAGGCAGCAGCUCACAUUUUGUAUGAAACAGAGGUGGAAGUGAUGGCAAUGCCCCCCUGCUUCUGCAAAGACAGCACUGAGUUUAUUAACCAGCCAUAUUUGUUGUACUCUGUACGAGUCAAAAGUGCAAAACCAUCCUUAUCACCGUGUAAACCUCAGUCUUCUCUCGUAAUUCCUGCUUCUAUGUUUUGCAAGACAUUUCCAUUUCACUGCAUGUUUGACAAGGAUAUGGUUAUUCUACAAAUUGGCAAUGGUAUAAGAAGACUGUUAAACAGGAGAGAAUUUCAAGCAAAGCCAAACUUUGAUGAGUGGUUUGAAAUCCUGGCCCCUAAAAUUAAUUGCACAUUUAGUGGGAUCAUGACAAUGCUGAACAUGCAGUUUACUAUAAGGGUGAGACGAGGGGACAACACUCUAAAAAAGUCAACAGGGGUUAUGGACCUUAAAGGACAGAUGAUCUACAUUUUUGAGUCUAGUGCCAUUUUGUUCUUGGGAUCUCCCUGUGUGGAUAGACUAGAAGACUUUACAGGACGUGGCUUAUAUCUUUCAGAUAUUCCAAUUCAUAAUGCACUUAGGGAUGUUGUUUUAAUAGGAGAACAAGCCAGAGCUCAAGAUGGACUGAAGAAAAGGCUAGGGAAGCUUAAAGCUACUCUUGAGCAAGCACAUCAAGCUCUUGAAGAGGAGAAAAAGAAAACAGUAGAUCUUCUGUGCUCUAUUUUUCCUGGGGAAGUCGCACAGCAGCUUUGGCAGGGACAAGUUGUGCAGGCCAAGAAAUUUAACAAUGUCACAAUGCUUUUUUCUGACAUUGUAGGAUUCACUGCAAUCUGUUCCCAGUGUUCACCUAUGCAGGUUAUCACCAUGCUUAAUGAGCUCUACACUCGCUUUGAUUACCAGUGUGGAGAGCUGGAUGUCUACAAGGUAGAAACCAUUGGAGAUGCAUACUGUGUGGCUGGAGGCUUGCACAAAGAAAGUGAGACCCAUGCCAUUCAGAUUGCAUUGAUGGCACUGAAGAUGAUGGAGCUGUCCGAUGAAGUGAUGUCUCCACAUGGAGAGCCCAUCAAGAUGCGUAUAGGCCUUCAUUCUGGUUCUGUCUUUGCUGGUGUCGUUGGUGUUCAAAUGCCACGAUAUUGUUUAUUUGGAAACAAUGUAACACUUGCCAACAAGUUUGAAUCUUGCAGUGUCCCUAGGAAAAUAAAUGUCAGCCCAACAACCUACAGGUUGCUAAAGGAUUACCCAGGCUUUGUAUUUACUCCUCGUUCAAGGCAGGAUCUUCCUCCCAACUUUCCAAGUGAUAUUCCUGGGAUCUGUUAUUUUCUUGAUGCUUAUCUUCAAGGAACCAAUUCAAAGCCCUGGUUUCAAAAGAAAGACGCUGAAGAUGGAAAAACAAAUUUCUUGGGGACGCCAACAGGAGUAGACUAGAUUUGUGCUUGUUUGCAUUUUUGGGAUAAAAUGUGUUAAUAUUAUGAAAUUUGUAUGAACUGAAAACUUAACAAAAGGAAGAAAAAAAGAAAGAAACAUGAUUGCACUUUAGCUUGUAAACACCUGAAAGCCAGUAUUAGAAUUUCAAAAAGUACAUACAUAUUACUUUGAAUGUUUAUUUUACAUAAGAAUAGCAGUUUGGAAAUGGGAGAAGCAGGAGCAGGGCAGAUUAGUCACCCAGCAUGUAACAAUAGAAGGAGAAAGCUGAGCUCUUUUCCUUCCAGCAAAGGACUAUUUUGCUAAGGGUGGGUCUGGUUAGAACUCCAUGCUCUCUGGAUGCCCUUUACACCUCUUCAGCCUUCUCAGCUUUUAGAAAUAGCUUCAGGAGGGUCCCUUCAACCUUCUAAACAGAACCAAGUUGCUUGGCAUAUGAGCAGCGUAAGACGUAGCCUGUGUGUCCAGCUCCUAGUGCACAGAAGUGGUACAUUCACACACUGUAUGAGCUGAAUACCAGUUGAAUACCAAUUGCUAUUACAAUUAAGUUUUCUUAAUGAUUUCCUCAGGCUGUUAUCACUGAUGUAGAAACAGUGAUCCUGAUUGGGAUUGCUGGGAGGGAAAAAGCUUUAGUCUCCCCCAGCAUUCUCAUCUAGUGUGUGUGUGUGUGUGUGUGUGUGUGUGUGUGUGUGUGUGCAUAUGCAUUCGACCCCCAACCCACCACCAGGCACUAAAUAUGGCCAUUGAGGCUGGAAAAGUUGCUGAGCCCUGCAUUAGGGGGCAAAAGCAGCCACAAAUUAUUGUUAGUGUAUGUCGUUGUCAUUGCUUUCUUACUAAAAAAAACAAGAGCCUACAUAAACAUUUCACAUUACACUCACCAUGUGAGUACUCUUGCCUAUUAAGAAUUCUGAAGGCUUCCCCAGCAAUAGGCAAGGAAAGCCAGGAGAGACAAAAAUCAUGAGGACAUUGUAGAAGGAGCUGCUAGUUGCCUUAGCUCAAACAUAGUUUAUCUCACUUUAUCUCUGUAGUGACCAAUUUUCCCUAAGAGUUUGGAGAGAUAGAACCAGGCCUGACCCUGGUUCAUCUAGCAAUGUGGAAUGGAAGAGCAAUGCACUUUGUUAAAGUGCUGAAUUCAGAUGUGUAUCAAAUCUGGAAUCCAGCCCCUUACAUGGCAGGGGCAUGGUGGCCUUACAGAUCCUAGAUAGUUGCCUGAAGUGGGGAGCUGGGAUGAGACAACAGGUAGAGUCUUUCAAAGAUGGGGAAAGGUGCUGGUCUUGUCUAGUCUGUUUGGUUUGAUAGUUGGAGGCAAAAACAUAAGCAAUUUCAAUUACUGAGCUUUGCAAACCCUGGAAUGUAUUUUGGUGUUUUUUUUUAACAAAAAAAAUCCAUUAAUUUCCAUUUAUAGUCCAUUAUUGCUACGCUAACAGUUUUAUAUUUGUAAUAAUCUUAAACAAAAUUAACAGAAAAUUAAAGUAACCGAUUACAAUAUUUUAAAAUAAUCUGAACCUCACCUUAAUUCUUCCAGCACCAUAAUUCUAUGUACUUUGUUAUGUGGUGGAUUUUCACAUAAUAGUGCAGUGUGCAUUCACAGCGAACAACAUUCACAUUGCAUGCAUGCACAGUGCACUACAGACCUUGUCCCAGCCCCUAUGCCUUAUUGCAAAUGUGUGCACUGUAACAACUCAUGCAUUUAACACCCCAAAUGUUUUGUCUUUGCAUCCUCAAGUUCUUGCAAUCAGCCAAGAGGGUGUAAUUCUGGUCAGAACUGGAAAAUACUGGUCAAUUUGCAGCCUGACCCAGGAGGGUAUUUCUUUUCAGGAACUUUUAUCUCUCCCAUCAACAAUCACUCCAGAGUCUUUGGCCAUAGCUAGACCUAAGGUUUAUCACUGGGCCAUCCAGGGGUCAAACCUGUUCAUCUAAGUGACACACAGGGGAUCCAGUGCUCAGGCAGGGGCGAACCCUGGAUGAUCCCAGGAUAAACCUUAGGUCUAGCUGUGGCCUUUGUCUCUCUCAGGUUCUCUGUCUCUCUUCUGGCUCAUGUAGAAGCCAUCCAUGAAUAAGAAUGCCAUAUGGAUUUUUGUUCCAUAUAUACAAAUCAUAGCUGGAAAGUCAUAAGGUGGCCAGAACUGUCCUAAAAUCUGCACAUCCUGUAUCGGUGCACGGUUGCAUCAGUUACUGUAGGUAAAAAAUUGCUAAGCAGGGUGAAACAUUUCCUGGAAAGUGCAUAACACAAGAAGAGCACAGCUGGAUCAGACCAGAAGCCUUACCUAGUCCAGCAUUCUGUUCCUUCAGUGGCCAACUAGAUGCCUGUAGAAAGCACACAAGCAGAACAAGAGCACAAGAGGACUCUCCUAGUUCUGUUUCCCAGCAACUGGUAUUCAUAUUGUCUUAGAUAUGGGAAGUAAUACAUAGUCAUUAUGUCUAGUAGCCAUUGCCAUUCAUAAAUUUCUCUAAUCACCUUUUAAAGCUAUCUAUCACCAUAUUUUGUGGAAGCAAAUUCCAUUAUUCAGCUAUGGGGUAUGUGUCCUGAAUCGCCAUUCAGCUUCAUUAGAUGAUCCUUGGUUCUGUUAUUAUUGAAGCCACAGCAUACAUAAUUUUAUACACCCCUAUCAUGUCUUCCUUAACUUGCCUUUUUUCUAAGCUUAAAAAACAAAAACAUUAUAACAUUUCCUCUUGGGGAUUGCUUGAACAUUUUAGUGAUCCUUUUCUGUACUUUCUUCAGUUCUACAACAUCCUUGAGGCAUGACAAGAAUAGUACACAGCAUCUCAAGAGUGGCAACGCCACAGAUUUGUUUAAAAACGUAAUGAUAUUGGCAGUUUUAUUUUCAACUCCUUUCCUAAUGAUCCCCAAAAUGGAAUUUGCUUUUUUUACAGCAGCCAGACACGAGGUCAAUGUUUUAAUAAUCAAGAUACCUUUCCUGGUACUACAACCAAGAUACCUUUCCUGGUCAGUUACUGUUAGCUCAGACCACAUCAGCAUACAUAUGAAGCUAGGUGGGGGUCUCCUCAGUGUGCAUUACCUUAUGCUUUCUUAUAUUGCUCAUAUUUGCCAUUUUAAUCUGUUUCCCUAGUUUAUAGGGAUCCUUUUGGAGUUCUUCACUAUCCCUUUUUAUUUGAACUACUGUAAAUAAUUUAAUAUCAUCUUCAAACUGGGGCACCGCUUCCCUAACUCCAGGUCAUUUAUGGACCAGUUAAAAAGCUCUGGGCCCAAUGUAGCUUCAUUGGGGACCCCACUGUUUACAUCCCUCCAUUGCGAAAAUGAUCUAAUCUCUGCUUUCUGUUCUGUAAGUACUUAAUCCAAAAGAGGAUCUUUCCUCUUAUCCCAUGACUGCUGCAUUUGCUCAGGAAUGUUUGCCGAAAGACUUGUUAAAAGACUUUUGAAAAUCCAAGUAACCAAGUUGUACUGGAUCCACAUGGUUGUACUGGAUCCACAUGAGUUCUCCCAAAGAACUCUAAAAGGUUACUGUGACAGGAUUUACUUUUGCAGAAGCCACACUUAUUCUCCUUGAACAAGACUGGUCUUUCUAUAUGCUUGAUAAUGUUAUCAUUAAUAAUGCUUUCCACCAAUUUACCCAGAACAGACUAAAUAGCCUGAAAUUUUCUAGAUCCCGACCCCAGCAUGGAUUUAUUUUUAAAUAAUUGUGCUACAUUGGCUACUUUCCAGUCUCUUGUUACAAAGCCUGAUCUUAGGGACCUGUUGCAUGUUUUUGUUAGAAAAUCAGCAAUUUCACCUUUAAGUUAUUUAAGAACUUUCAGACUGUUACCAUCUGGACCAGUGAUUUGUUUGUCGAUAAGAUUUAGAACGUCAUCACUUGUCACCAUUAUUUGCUUCAAUUCCUCAGGCUCUCUUGCUGAAAAUGUCACUUCAGGCACAAUCUCCUUAUUCUCCUUUAGCAUUUCUUUAAGUCCUUUAUUAUCCAACGGUCCAGACAUCUGUCUAGCAGUUUUCCUCCUUCAACUAUAUUUAAAGUUAUUUGUACUGUUAGAUGUAUAUUAUUAAUGGUAUGCACCUCAAAAUCCUUUUAACAUCCGUUAUUGUCUGCUUGCAUUUCUUUUGCGGAUGUUUGUGUUCCUUUUUGUUCUCUUCAUUUGUGCACCACUUCUAUUUUCUCAAAUAGCUUCCUUGAUAGUGAUAGUUAACCAUGCUGGUGACCUGUUGGAUUUGGUAGUAUCUUUCCUAAACUGUGGUAUAUAUUCAAACUUAAGCUUCUAUUAUUGUGUUUUUUGAGUAACCCUCAAGCAUUCUGGAGAGAUCUGGCACUCCUGAUUUUCUCUCUCAACUACUAUUUUUACCAGUGUCUUCAUUUUUUAGACGUUUCCUUGGCAAUUUUGGAUUUAGAUAUAAAUUAAAUCUGAUAGACCUGUGGUCACUCUUCCUAAUCUGUUCAACAACAACACUAGAUUGUGGGCACCAUAUAGGUUGCUACCACUCUGAUCGGUUCCAUGACCAGCUGUUCUAGGGCACAGUUGUUUAGGGUAUUUAGAAAUGAUACCUCUUCGUCAUAACCAGAAAAUGCAUUUAUCCAGUCUAUGUGAGGGUAACUGAGGUCACCAAUUAUUACAAUACUUUAGGCUUUGAAUACUUCCCUGAUUUUAUUCUCCAUCUCAAGAUUACAAUGAGAAUUUUGGUCAGGGUGAGAGGGCUUAGUAGAUGUUAAUGAGAUGUCAAGAUGCUAAACACUUCACUUAGGCUGCAAUCUUGUGCACACAUAUGCGGCAGUAAAUCCCAUUGAACUCAGUGGGACUUGCUUCUGGUUUAGACCAACAUAGGAUUGCUCUAUGAAUAUUAUUAUUACCUGUUUCCAGUGCUAGAAUACAGACUAUGCCACUUACUGCUUCCUGAAUUAUUUCACUGUUUAUAAGUUAAAUAUAUGUAAUAUAUUGUAUAAUCAAAUGCUAAAACCUCUGUAAUCAAACAACAUUUUAAUAACUUGAGUUAUAAAUCUUAUUCCAAGGGAAGUAAAUCUCCCAUUAUGUAUUAUAGCAAUACAUGUUUUCUUUGUUGAUAUUUAACUGUUUAGAUUAAAAAGUGUAAAGCAAACUGUUUCACAGUAUUAACCAUUUCUAAGCAGACGAUAUAAGAUUCAGCACUAAAACAUGAGUAAAUGAGAUGAGGUACAGAUUAUAUAUGUAUAUAUAGGCUUUGGAUACACUGUGGAUGUGUUUUGAUAUAUGAGUUUAAUAAAAGGAAAUAUAUUA
Elgaria multicarinata webbii is the source of this 7498-nucleotide messenger RNA. It is a transcript of the gene GUCY1A1, whose product is annotated as guanylate cyclase 1 soluble subunit alpha 1. Bases 242 to 2305 code for a protein of 687 amino acids. Gene Ontology annotation, biological process: cGMP biosynthetic process; response to oxygen levels. NCBI's taxonomy places the organism in Eukaryota, Metazoa, Chordata, Lepidosauria, Squamata, Anguidae. The transcript has 9 exons. The record is from RefSeq and is a predicted model, not a curated record. Gene Ontology annotation, molecular function: heme binding; guanylate cyclase activity. Gene Ontology annotation, cellular component: guanylate cyclase complex, soluble.